AUGAUUAUAAGCCUAGUAUUGAUGAAUAUAUGUAAAAAGUCCGAAAAAGUUCAAAUUGGUUCAGAUAUUGAAAGUGAAGACGAUAUUAGUAGUAUUAAUUUAAUUUCACUUCCUACCGAAAUUAGUCUGGAAGAACGACCUGAUUAUCAUGAAGUUACUUGUGAUGGGUGUUCCGCCACUAAUUUCACUUCUGAUUGUUACUCCUGCUUGAAUUGUUAUGGUUAUCAUUUAUGUGCUCUCUGUUUUGAAGCGCGAAGGAAAAAUUAUCAGCAUUUUAGUGGUCACCCGAUGGUGCAUUUCAAAAUUCCUUGUGAAAUACUUGGCAGAGACCUUAGAUAUGCCGACGUUACAAUGGAUAGAAUCAAACAAAUGUUUAGUGAUGACAAACACAGUGGGAUAAGAUGUGAUGGCUGUCGAAGACAAAAUUUUAAGGGAUUACGAUUCAAAUGUGAUGCAUGUCAUAAUUAUAAUUUAUGUCAACAGUGUUUGGAUCGACGUGUAACAACAAUGAAACAUCAAUCCAAUCAUCCAAUGAUUGUUGUUUCAGAACAAGAUAUACUUGAGAUCGAUCUAAACGAUCUUGAAUUAAGUGACGUGGAAUUGGGACGAGGGGCAUUUGGAACCGUAUAUGAAGCUACAUGGGUCUCAAAGAAACUUCGUGUUGCCUGUAAAGUGUUUCGAGUUCGUAAGCAAGGCGGCAGUGGACUUUUACAAAGCUUUAAACGGGAACUGAACGCAUAUCGAGAAGUAUCUGGUGCAUAUAUAUUGAAGAUUUACGGUUAUGCGGUCGAGACCAUAUCUAGACUCGAAGAUAAAUGCUAUCUAGUUAUGGAAUAUAUGGCUAAAGGAAGCUUGGCAUGUAUGAUGGAAAAAGAAAAAAUAUCUUAUUUCCGGAAAGUUAAAUAUGCUUUGCAUGUAGCAAGAGGAAUGCAUAAAUUGCAUCAACAUAAUUUGAUACAUCGCGAUAUUCGCCCGGCUAACAUUUUAGUAGACGAACAUCAGGUUGCUAAAAUUGGUGAUAUGGGCAUAACUCGUGAAGUUAGUGCAAAUCAUCAACAUACUAUGGUAGGUUAUAACCCCUAUAUGCCACCUGAAUUUUACUUGGGACGCUACAGUCAGAAACUGGACGUCUACACAUUUGGAUUGACCUUAAAUGAAUUCUUCACAGAAGCAAAUGCACAACUUGACAUAACCGGUUCAACUGUUAAACUGCAAAAUCUCAGUCCAAUUCUAAAUGAUUUUAUUUUACGUUGUAUUAAUUACGAUCCAAACCAACGUCCAACCUCGUUUAUAUGUCAAAAAACGCUAGCAUUAUAUGUGAAAUGCUUUACGGAAACUAUUAAUAAGAAACAUCGUGACUAUGACAAAUCAUCAACAGAAAAAAGGAACAGUAUAUUCAAACAUUAUCAUGAGCGUAUCACUGCAAGAAUUAGAGAAGAAUUAAACUACGCAUGGUAA
Molecule: messenger RNA, 1458 nt
Organism: Didymodactylos carnosus
Lineage: Eukaryota; Metazoa; Rotifera; Eurotatoria; Philodinida; Philodinidae
Source: the annotation of a GenBank genome assembly